Messenger RNA from Lactuca saligna, 2175 nucleotides. The record is from the annotation of a GenBank genome assembly. Lineage: Eukaryota; Viridiplantae; Streptophyta; Magnoliopsida; Asterales; Asteraceae.
AUGAAAGUGUUCUCCGCUAAUGACAAUCCAUUUGGUGGGAGCAUUCCAGACACCUUAGGCCAUUGGAAAAGCUUGAUAGAAAUUGAUUGUGGUGGUUAUAACUUAUCUGGAAUCAUCCCUCAAUCCAUCUAUAACCUCUCACUCUUAACUUAUUUUUCCUUGCCUGAAAAUCAGCUUAUUGGUACUCUUCCCUUAGUCACAAUGCUCCCUUAUCUUGUGUACCUUCAGUUAUGGGGUAACCAACUUACUGGACCUCUUCCGCGCUGGAUAUCUAAUUGUUCCAAAUUACAACAUCUUGAAGUGACUGCCAACUAUUUUAGCGGGAAGUUGACUAUCGACUUUGCAAAAUUGAAGGAUAUCUAUCAAAUAUCCUUAGGUGUUAACACCUUUGGAUUCGGAGAAACUGAUGAUAUGAAGUUUAUUGAUACCUUGAUAAAUUGCAGCAGACUAGAUGUGUUGCUUCUUGAUGAUUGCAAGUUUCAAGGAGCGUUGCCCACAUCAAUUGGUAAUCUUUCUGACCAACUCAGUUUUCUACAUUUAGGACGAAAUCAUUUCUCUGGAAACCUCCCUUCAAGUAUAGGGCCAAUUCCAGAUGCCAUCGGGAACUUAUCAUCACUGACUAAACUUUGGUUGAAUUCUAACAAGUUGGAAUGGCAUAUCCCAUCACUCCUUGGAAAUUGUCAUAACUUAUCGAUGUUAUACCUUGAUCACAAUGAAUUCAGUGGCCCAAUACCUAAACAACUUCAUCAAAUUCCAGCUCUAACCAUAGCAUUAAAUCUUUCUCAAAAUAACCUGAUAAGCCUAACUAAUCCUAUAGUGCUUUUAGUUUCUAAAGAGUUAUUCUGUUAUCUUUUUGGCUAUAGGGAUUCAACAAGGAUCUAUCACAACCUGUUUGGGUCGCUCCCAAUAGAGGUCGGCGAACUCAAGAUGUUGAGUUCUCUGGAUUUAUCUCAUAAUAAUUUAUCCGGUAACAUUCCUAGUAGCCUUGGUGGUUGCACUAGUCUCGUAUUCUUAAACCUCAGAGGCAACUUAUUUCAAGGCAUGGUACCAUCUUCAUUAAGUUCCAUGAGAGGAGUUUCAACGCUCGAUCUUUCUCACAAUAAUUUAUCGGGAAAAAUUCCUCAAUUCUUGGAACAGUUGACCUUAUUAGAAUAUGUAGACCUAUCCUUUAAUGAUUUCGAGGGUGAAGUACCGGUGAUAGGAGUGUUUGCUAAUGAAAGUGCAUUCUCUGUUUUGGGAAAUAGGAGGUUUUGUGGUGGCUUGCCUGAACUUGAGUUGCCCAAAUGCAGGGAGACACAUGAUAAACAUAAAAAAAGGUUUCCUUUGUUCGUCAUACUCAUUCUGGUCACAUCCACACUUUUCACUAUAUUAUGUUUUGUAUAUGUUUGGUGUAAGAAAAGGAAGAGUCAACCAUCUCAAUUGUCAAGGAACGAACAGUUCAUGAAAGUAUCAUAUGCUCAACUUCUAAAGGCUACCAACGGCUUCUCCCAAGCCAAUUUGAUUGGCGAGGGUGGGUUUGGCUCUGUUUAUAAAGGAGUCCUUGAUGAUACAACUGUUGCAGUCAAAGUUGUUCAUCAGCAAAACCGAGGUGCCCACAGAAGCUUUAUAGCGGAGUGUGAAGCAUGGCGGAACAUUCGACACCGGAAUCUGUUGAAGAUAAUAACUUCAUGUUCAAGUGUUGACUUUCAAGGCAAUCACUUAAAAGCUUUGGUAUACGAGUUCAUGCCCAAUGGGAGUUUACAUGACUGGUUGCAUUCAAGUUCAAGUACAUCCAGGCUAAACCUUCUUCAAAGAAUAAAAAUCCUCCUUGAUGUUGCAUCUGCACUUGAUUAUCUUCACAAUCACUGCCAGCCAUCCAUCCUUCACUGUGACCUGAAGCCUAGCAACAUUCUGUUGGAUGAUGAUAUGGUGGCCCAUGUUGGAGACUUUGGCUUAGCUCGAUUUCUUGGAGCAAAUUCAAACAAAAACAGUACAAGUGGCAUUAGAGGAACGAUUGGAUAUGCACCUACAGAGUAUGGUGUUGGGAGCAAGAUGACAAGUAGUGGAGAUGUCUACAGUUUCGGAAUAUUAUUGUUGGAGGUGAUGACAGGGAAGAGGCCAACAGACAACAUCUUUAUUGAAGGCCUUACCCUUCAUAGAUUUGCAUACAUGGCCUUGCCAGACCAUCAGAUGUAA